AUGUCGGAAGCAGCAAAUCCCUACAAACAAGCGGCCAAAGCCAUCAAAGCAAAAGGUCUUUUGAAACUCAAGUUUUAUUGCCAAAUGUGCCAAAAGCAAUGUCGGGAUGCGGCUGGAUUUAAGGCUCAUACCUUGAGUGAGAGUCAUCAUCGGCAAAUGCAAGUGUUCCGAGCCAAUCCAUCCCGAUUUAUUAAUCAAUUCAGUGAGGAAUUUAAAAAAGGAUUUUUAGAUAUUUUGAGGACUAGGCAUGCCAAGAAAAAGGUACAAGCAUUGAAAGUGUAUAAUGAAUAUAUUAAUGAUCGACAUCAUGUACAUAUGAAUUCAACACGUUGGACCACACUCAGUUCGUUUGUAAAAUAUUUGGGAAAAAUCGGAGUUUGUUAUGUGGAGUAUGAUGAAGAAAAGGACACGUGGUUGAUUCAAUAUUUGGGAGAAACAAAUACCUAUAAUCCGAGUGGUGCCUCAUCAUCGAAUACUGAAAAUGAUGAAGUGUUGGAUGAGAAGAGAAAAUUUGAGUUGUACGAAAGACAAUUUCAAGCGUUGAAAGAACUCGAAGAGCAAGCCGAUCAAAUCAUCAAAGAAGGAGAUGACACUGAACAACAUGUUACAUCAUCUUCGGAAACAAAACAGCAUAAAAAACCUUCAUUUUCAGGUUUUGCACUAACAAGUAAGAAAAGCUCGUCACAAACGACCUCAGACAACUCUGUAAAAGAGGAUGACACCAAUUGCAAUGCAGCCAAACGGAAUAGUAGUGCAAUACAAGAGCAAGUUCCAAUAGAUCGUGACGAAUCAGAGUAUCAAAAUGAAUCGGAAAUCACCGCAUCAGACAAUAAUAUUCAAUCAUCGAUGGAACCAGCUAAAAAGAAGAAAAAGACUAGAACAGAUGACAAUGAAGACGAUACUGGACUUUCAAGUGGCUGGCUUAAAACAGGAAUUGUUGUGAAAAUUAUUGAUGAAGCUUCCGAAUUUUAUAACAAGAAAGGACUUGUAAUUAAAACUCUCAAGAAAAAGAGACAAGCUCAAGUAGAAUUACUAGAUAAUCCUGGACAAAUUAUUGAAGUUUAUCAAGAUAAUUUGCAAACAGUCAUUCCCAAAAUUGGAGGAAAAGUCACCGUUCUUAAACAUGAAACCAUGAGAGGAAAAACUGCCACUCUAUUGGCUGUAGAUUUUGAUAAGGGAUGUGCCACUGUACAAUUAGAUGGUGUUUUGGGAGAAAAUCAACUCGUACUCAAUUAUGACGAAUUUUCGAAAUUAUUUUAA
This is a messenger RNA of Naegleria lovaniensis, 1260 nucleotides long. RefSeq lists its product as uncharacterized. Gene Ontology annotation, molecular function: double-stranded DNA binding. Gene Ontology annotation, cellular component: nucleus. The coding region runs from base 1 to 1260 and encodes 419 amino acids. The record is from RefSeq and is a predicted model, not a curated record. The transcript has a single exon. Lineage: Eukaryota; Heterolobosea; Eutetramitea; Acrasida; Naegleriidae. Gene Ontology annotation, biological process: DNA damage response; DNA replication.